UCGCCGCCAUGCCGCUUUGCUGGGUGGGCUUAGCUGCCGUUCUCGUGCUGAGUCAAGGCUGUUCUGGCGGUGCUGGCGGCAACGCGACCGGCCCGGUGUACCUGGCCCGCGGCGGCCGGCCGUGGCUGCCCUCCGUGGCGCUCACCCUGGAGGGCCAGCAGCAGCAGGGUGGAGACUCCGGGGGCUCGUACAGGCGGCCGCGGCGCGGCGUCUUCAACCUGUACUCCAUGGUGCAGUGCGCCACGGGCUGCGACCCGCUGCGCUACAAGGGCUACGGCUGCUACUGCGGGUUCCUCGGCUCCGGCUACCCCGUAGACCCCAUCGACAAGUGCUGCAAGAUGCACGACUGGUGCUACAACGUGGCCGACUGCCCCGUCUUCCUUGAGUACUUCGUGCCCUACUACUGGCAGUGCUUCUACACCACGCCCAUCUGCGCCCUGGAGCACGGCUAUUGGGGAAGGUGCGCCCAACGCCUGUGUGACUGCGACCGCCGGCUUGCGGAGUGCCUCAGGAACUUCCCGUGUCCACGGGGGAAGGCCGUCUGCACGUCCUCCACCUUCCGCUACCUGCAGAACGUCAUCUUGGGAUAGUGGCACACCUGGAGCACAGCCACUGGAGCAGGUGCUCCAGCUGACAACGUGACUGCUGUCGCAGCCUGGCAGCGUGCUCUUGGAAACUUCCUGUGCCCACAGGAGAAUUACCAUCUUCUUGUCUGGCACUAUCGGCAGACAUCAUUGUUCCAUGGUGUCAGCCUUCAACCACAGCUACUGGGGCGGGCUGCCAAACGACUGUGUGAAGCUAACGUCGCCUGGUGGAGUGUCUGAGGAAUGUCCUCUGACGAUGGGUCAAGGCCUGGUGCAUGUAUUUCAUAUUCCAGUACCUGUAGAACUUCAUCUACGUGUAAUGACGUCCCAGAAGCGCAGCCACUGAAGCAAGUGUUCGAGACGACAGUGUGACUGUGAUCACUGCCUGGUGGACUGCUUCGGAGACUACCCAUACACAAUUACCAUCAGCACGGGACUGAUGACCUAGCAGUUUGGUCCCUUCCCCCCUCUUUAAAUCAAAAAACCAUUGGCACGUUUUAUAUUGUAUACAACCUGCAGACAUCAUCCUUCGAUAUUGCCAUCCUUCAAGUGAGGCUACAGGCAAAGCUUCGGAUGAGACUGUGUUACUGUGACCACCACUUGGUGGAGUGCACCAGGGACCUUCCGUGCCCAUGGUGCAGGGCUGUCUGCACAUCCUCCACCAAACGACUUUGUGAUUGUGGUCGCCACCAGGAAGGAGUGCCUCAAGAAAGCCCAAAGGAGACUUGCCAUUUGCAUGUCUUGCACCUUCUACUACCUGCAGUAUGAUAGGUGCCAGCCUUGCAGUGCAGCUACUGAGUAGACAUGUUGAAUAAUUGUGUGAUUGUGACUGCCAUAUAGUGGAGUGUGCGAGAAACUGUUCAUGCACACAGGACAAGGCAAUCUGUAUGUCUUCCUCCUGCUGCUAUCUCCAACAUAUCAUCCUGCUAUAGGCAUAGUGUGCAAGUAUGAAGUGUGUGUGUGUGUGUGUCUCGCUGUUCUCAAUACCUUAUUGCAUUAGCACAAGAAGUGAAUAGCCAUGCGCCAUAUCAAACAACAUCUUUGUGUGCAAGAAACAAAAGCAUGUUAUAUUCUCCACCAAAUAAACCUGGUGUAUGUUCUAUGCUAAAGAUAUAUGUGUCAUGACAUAGAACAUUACUGCACAGUCGAAUACUAUGUAUCACAAACUAACACAUUGAAUGUGCUUGAGACAAAAUAUUUCUGGAAUAGUGCAUGUGCUGAGGACAUCUGUAUGUGUGGAACAUAAGUCAUAUCUCAAAAUGUCAUCCAGGUGUAAAUCAUGUGAAGAAUAUUUACAUCACCUCACACAUUAUCAUUCUGACAUGUCUAUGAUGAAAAUAUACAGUUUGUGGUGUGGUGAAACAUUAGUAUGUGUGUUGAAGUAUACAACAUCUUCGUACCACGAUGAAUCUGUUAGAAACAAACAACUUCACAAUGUGAAAGUUUAUCAUGGUAUAGAGCUCUGAGCUUCAAUUUGUAUGUUAAGUAGAGGAUAUCACCUGAGGAAGGGAAGAUGAUGUCAAUAUAUAUGUCAUGCAGAAAAUAGUGUUGCAUUCAAGGUAUGUUACUCUCAAGACUUUCUCACGCUUAAAUAGCCAAUUUGAAGCUGAUUUUACCUAGCAUUUCUUGGUAACUCUUUGGUGGAAAUACUUACGAUUGAUAUUUCCAAUUAUUCUUAUUGUGGACUAAAUAUGUUCAAUAAAUCGACAGUGUAAACUGAUACUCUACUUACCAAAGAUUUGAUGUAGUAUACAGUGUGUUCCUUUAUAGUACAAAAAUGUUGAAUGUUGUAAACAGUAUGAGUAAUAUCUUGUGACAGGGACUUUUUACUCUGCUUUUGCAAUUUGUGCUGAAUGUUAGAGGAUUUAUAAAUAAGGAAAUACUUCUUGUGUGUUCAACCAUACCAUGAACCAAAAAUCUAUUUUUCUUGUUAUCUGCGCAGACACUGACAAAGGAACUGGUGUUUCCAAUGUCAGUAAGAGGUAAUUUUGCAUUUACUGACCAUUUUCCUGUGCAUUCCAUCAGCAGCAAUAGAAAUGUCACCUUCGACAUCAUCUUUUAUUACUUCUGUUACUGAAAUAAAAAUUAUUUUUUUAAAUGUUUCAUAUACUGUAUCAAACAUUUUGCAUUCUUUUCAUUACUUUUUAUACAGAUUUUCAAAUAUUCCAAUCCAUAUAUCAUUUAAAAUUUGAAAUAAAUAUAAAUGAUGAACAGAAGUAUGAAGAAAGGGCAAAAAUAAAUGCUAUAUCUCAGGCAAAUUUCUCUGUAAAAUAUACUAAUCUUUAACUAUUACUCUCAAUAACUGUUAUGACAAACAUAAUACUUUUCAACUACUCAUAAGUCUGAAUUGACAAAUGAGCUGUUGAAAGCAGAUGUGUUGCAAAUGUCUUUUCCAAACUUUAAUGAAGCUUCAGUUAAAAAAAUACUGUCCCUUUACUCAAUAAAAAGUCUGUGAAUUUCAUUCAAUUCUUGUCUUGCAAAAUUUUGCUUCUCCAUUCAUUAAACUUGUCACCAAGCGAUUUAUUCCAUGACAGUUCUUGGAGACAUUUAAUUGUUGAUAUAUCUUAAGGUGAUAGUUACUGGGGCUUCCUCUCUCUGAUUUUAAUUGAUAUCCAUGGUGGGAUGUAUGGAACACAAUAAUUGAGUAUCAUCCUAGUUACCUGCUGGUUGGUAUUCAUAAUUAGAGGUACACAACUAGUAGUUAACACUAUUUUGUGAAAAGUGGAAAAAUCGCAUCAUACACUCCCUCAGUGGCAUGCUGCAACCAUCUGUCAGUGAAAAUUGUUCAUAAGUUAUUAUGCACAAAGGAUUUUCAUUAUGAUAAAGUUGAUAUUUCCAGAAGUUUGUGUUUUUGUGUUGUUCCAAAAGGCAUAUUUAACAUACGUGCACUGCAGUUUACUAAUGUAUUUUGAUUUUUUUACAGAUGAAUUUAUCUAUUGUAAAGUUCACCAAUUUCAUAGCCUAUGACAGUUAUAAUGCUCAUCAUGUUUGAUGAUUCUUGACACAUGCUGGAUGAUGACUUGCCAUAAUUAGCCAAUGUGAAUCAAUUAUAUUAAAAAGAUAGUGAUAUUGUUAUUGAAACUGAUUGUUGGAUAAAAUAAAUUCUUAUUGUAGCUACCAGCUACAUUUGAAAUUUGUUUGCUCAUUUCAUAGACUAUGCAGAACAUCUGAAACACAGAAAAAGAAGCAGACUAAAAAACAUUAUUCAUAAAAUUCUAAA
Molecule: messenger RNA, 3804 nt
Organism: Schistocerca gregaria
Lineage: Eukaryota; Metazoa; Arthropoda; Insecta; Orthoptera; Acrididae
Product: basic phospholipase A2 notechis 11'2
Exons: 4
Coding region: 9-590 (193 amino acids)
Biological process (GO): phospholipid metabolic process; lipid catabolic process; arachidonate secretion
Molecular function (GO): A2-type glycerophospholipase activity; calcium ion binding
Source: RefSeq, a predicted model, not a curated record